UUCAAAUGAUGCAUAUUUUACUCUACAAAUACUCCAAUCAAGCUUUUACAAAAUGGUUCUGGGAGCAAACUGACCAGUUGUCAGUCCAUUAUUACACUGUCCAAAUAUAGUCUCCUAUUAAUAGUCUAACCUCAAAGGCCUCCAUGUUUUCUGUCUUGAAUCUCUGCAGAGAGGCUGAGAGGAGAACGUGUGCUCGUCUUGAGUGUUUUUAGACUUCCAGCCUUUUGCAGCAUGGAUGACUUCCAGCAGUCUGAGCAGGACUUCUACCAAUCGGGAUAUUACAUUGAUGACCAGGGCCGUGCUGUGGCUUAUUACGACACUGAUAGUGCACAAAAUGCAAACAAUGUGGACCCUUACAUGGAACAGCAGUACCCUGGAGAGAUCUACCAGCAAACCAUCCAUUCCACUAGAACUGAGUACCUAGAGGAGGAACCUCCACUUCUUGUUGAACUGGGAGUUGAUUUUGAUCAUAUGUGGCAGAAGACCCUCACAGUUCUGAACCCUUUGAAGCCUGCAGAUGGCAGCAUUAUGAACGAGACCGAUCUGACAGGUCCCAUCCUCUUCUCCAUCGCUCUGGGCGUCACUUUAAUGAUGGCAGGUAAAGUUCACUUUGGUUACGUAUAUGGGAUCAGUGCCAUCGCCUGCAUUGGUAUGUACACCCUGCUGAGUCUGAUGAGCCCCCUGGGAGUUUCGUAUGGCUGUGUGGCUAGUGUCCUGGGGUACUGCCUCCUACCUAUAGUGGCCCUAUCUGCGUUUGCUGUUUUCUACUCCUUGCAAGGCAUCCUGGGAAUAGUCCUGGCUCUGAUGGCCAUUUGUUGGUGCAGCUUCUCAGCCUCCAAGAUCUUUAUCUCCACCCUGGCAAUGCAGGAGCAGCAGCUGUUGGUGUUCUACCCUUGUGCUCUGUUGUAUGGACUUUUCACACUGCUCACUGUCUUUUAGCAUCCAGUUGAUCAAAUCCAACUUCUCAUUUCCAU
Messenger RNA from Poecilia latipinna (sailfin molly), 974 nucleotides. Its product is annotated as protein YIPF5. The record is from RefSeq and is a predicted model, not a curated record. NCBI's taxonomy places the organism in Eukaryota, Metazoa, Chordata, Actinopteri, Cyprinodontiformes, Poeciliidae. Gene Ontology annotation, biological process: endoplasmic reticulum to Golgi vesicle-mediated transport; vesicle fusion with Golgi apparatus. Bases 232 to 939 code for a protein of 235 amino acids. The transcript has 6 exons. Gene Ontology annotation, cellular component: trans-Golgi network.